Trypanosoma conorhini is the source of this 774-nucleotide messenger RNA. RefSeq lists its product as uncharacterized. Bases 1 to 774 code for a protein of 257 amino acids. The record is from RefSeq and is a predicted model, not a curated record. The transcript has a single exon. Lineage: Eukaryota; Euglenozoa; Kinetoplastea; Trypanosomatida; Trypanosomatidae.
AUGUUGCGUUUGGCUCGCGUUGCCCUUCGCCGGGACCCGCUGAACGGCGGCAGUUCCAUGACUCUAGGCUCAAAAGGGAUGAAGCUAUCGCCAGAGCCGCACCGUAAGCGCAUGCCGUGGACAGCCGCAAAGGAAUAUGUCCCCGGCGUCGUUCUCAACGCGAAGGAGAAGAUGGUGUUGGAUGGUGUUCAAUUGGUUGAUGUGGAUAACAUCGACCGUGGCUCGCAGGUGGAUCCGCUAGAAGUGCUGCGGGCGACAGUGGCCACCUACGAGUAUAACACAUCGACGGGAAAGAACAUCUUUCAGUUGGCUUCGCAGGCUGAAUACAGUGGUCGCGGGCAACGGUUUUACCGCAAGGAAUGGCAAGAGGGGACGUACGACAAGUAUGUCACGCUCUCCGCUAUUGAUUUUAGCCGCGACGGCAACAAGGGGACUGCGUACGGGUAUGUGACAUUUCACGGCGAGACGACGACGCGGCCUGUGCAGAUAGACUUCGCGGACGUUCCGGGGUGGCAAAUGGAGUUUGCGGCAGAACGUGCCGUUCCGUUCAGCGCGAUUGUUCCCCCGCCCCCGAGCAUCGGGACCGACGUCCCUGUCGACCCGCGCUCCUACCGCCUGAAGGCGUAUCCGUUUUACGACGCGCCGAAUCCAAGCGAGUUCGCGGAGCGCCUGCUGAAGGACCGCGGGGUGCUGCCCGACGCACCGCUCGAGGCCGCGCUCCCCCGCGACGACCCCGCGCAAGACGACGGCUCCACCCACCACGCGAGGGAGUAG